Suillus discolor is the source of this 584-nucleotide messenger RNA. RefSeq lists its product as uncharacterized. The transcript has a single exon. The coding region runs from base 54 to 494 and encodes 146 amino acids. NCBI's taxonomy places the organism in Eukaryota, Fungi, Basidiomycota, Agaricomycetes, Boletales, Suillaceae. The record is from RefSeq and is a predicted model, not a curated record.
CAGCGCUGAUCCAUUGCACAUAUAGCAUAUCCUUUCAUCCUUUCGACAUCUUUAUGGCUCUCAACGUCUUGAACGUGGAUCCACAGACCUUUCAUCGAGUAGAACGAUGCGGUCAUCCACUCGUCGUAUACGAGUGUAAACUAGGGGCAGUCCCCUGCGGGAUGUUUGUGGAGGGAACAACCACCGCAGUGUCCGCCCAUCUACGAGAACACAGCAUCCCUGGCCCGGACAACGCUAGCACAAGUUGUCCGUGGGCUAGUUGCUCCAAGACGCUCAAGAGGGGAGCCAUGUCAAGACACAUCCUUACUCACCUCGGUGUCAAGGCGUGCUGCUCCGUGUGUGGGGUCGUGAAGUGCCGCCUCGACGUCCUUCGUGCGCAUAUCAGAUCCUCAGAGUCGUGCCGUUUCGCACAUGCCGAUGUUGUCUAUGGACCUGAAGGUCGUUUUCUUGUCCCUACGGGUCGGACUGUUACUGCUGCCCAUCAGGUCCAAUGACUUGGGAUAUAUCACUUUCAUACAUUUUCUGACGGACGCUGCUUUGUACUAGUUAGUACCUUUUAUAUACAAGGCUUCGCUCCGCUCACC